AUGAGCAUCGACCCGCCGGUCCUCUCGAUCACACAAGUCUACCCCAAGCCAGGCGAAGACAAGGACACGCUUGUGAACCUCCGCGCGACGAACGAAUGCGUCAUCAACUUCGUUCCUGCCGAUAUGGCCGAGCUCAUGAACGCGACGUCGAAGGACUACCCGCACGGCGUGAGCGAGAUCGACGAGCUUCACAUCCCGAUGAUUCCAAGCACGCAUGUGAAUGUGCCUGGUGUGGCGGCGUCGCCGAUCCGCAUGGAGUGCAAGCUCCGUGACGUUCUUGAAAUUGGCAACGGCAAGACCAUGCUCCUGGAUGUACUCGAGUUUCAAGUCAACCAAGCGCUCUUCUCGGACGACGAUACCAUUGAUGGCAGCCGCGCAACGACGCUCGGCCGCAUGGGUGACAACGACUACACAACGACGUCGCAGCUCCUCGAGAUGCUGCGGCCGCCGCCAUUCUCUUCUUGA
Saprolegnia parasitica CBS 223.65 is the source of this 465-nucleotide messenger RNA. RefSeq lists its product as hypothetical. The coding region runs from base 1 to 465 and encodes 154 amino acids. The record is from RefSeq and is a predicted model, not a curated record. Gene Ontology annotation, molecular function: FMN binding. NCBI's taxonomy places the organism in Eukaryota, Oomycota, Saprolegniomycetes, Saprolegniales, Saprolegniaceae. The transcript has a single exon.